AUGGGCUUUGAAGAAGAAGCUCAAAGAGAUUCUGGGUUAGGGUUCGAAAUCAGAAAAUCAUCGGGGAAGCGCGAAAUCAUGUCGGCGGCUACUCCGGCGAGAAGCAUCAUGUUUGCUGAAGAUGAAUUAUUGACGACAAGACACGAAAUCCUGGUGGAAAACCAUGAGAACCUGAAAAAGGAUUACGCAAGUCUUGCGGAAAGAUUUAAGCUUGUAGAGGAUAUGAAUGAGAAGUUGACGCAGCAUCUUCAGAAUCGAAACCAAUCUAAGGAACUCGAGGAGAAAAAUCUAGGCCUGCUUAAGGAUAUUGAGAGCGAGAGAAGCGAGAAGGACAAGUAUAAGAAGAUGGUUGAGGAGAUGAUGAGAGUGGAGAGUGACAGGAAGGCCAUGGUCGAUGAUUUGAGGACCAAGAACGAUGAGCUCUUGAUUGUGAUAGAGAAAAAAAAGGAGGAGCAGACGAAGAUGGAUGAUAAGUAUAAUGAAUUGGCAGAGAGAUUUGGCGAGGUUGAAAAGGAGUGUUCAUGCUUGAAAUUGCUCUAUAAUGCUCAGAAUCUCAUCGGCAAAGGAGACAACACUGUGGCAGAUGCGAUUGUGAUCAGUGACGAUAGUGAUGAUGAGAAUGAUAAUUUUCCAAGCGAGAAGAACACAAUCUCUCAAUUGCCUGUUCGUGUAAAACAAGAAGAGUGCUCUGCUGAGUAUGACAAUCCUCCAAGCGAGAAGAAGAACACAAUCUCUCUAUUGCCUGUUGGUAUAAAACAAGAAGAAUGCUGUUCUGAGUAUGACAAUCCUCCAAGAGAGAAGAAGAUAAUCUCUCAAUUGCCUGUUGGUAUAAAACAAGAAGAAUGCAGCAAUGGAGCAAACUCAUCGCAAGUAAAUCAUCCAUCUUUGUCAUCACCAUCGAACACGUUGGCUUUGGACGAUGAUGUGAUUGUGUUGGGUGAGAAUCUUGAUGCGAAGAACAACACUGUGGCAGAUGCUAUUGUGAUUAGUGACGAUAGUGAUGAUGAGAAUGAUAAUCUUCCAACCGAGCAAAGCAUAACCUCUCAAUUGCCUGUUCGAAUAAAACAAGAAGAAUGCAACAAUGGAGCAAACUCAUCGCGAGUAAAUCAUCCAUCAUGGUCAUCAUCAUCAUCAGCAUCAUCAUCAUCAUCAUCAGAUGAUGACUAUCUAGUUAAGUUUCCCUAUAAAAGGCCCCGGAUUGAAGCAGAGAAUGGAGGAUCUCGGAAACGCAUGAAACCAUCUGAUGAAGAAGGAAAAGGGGAUUCUAGAGAAGGGAUGAGCCUGGAUACAAUUGAGAACGAAGAAACUGAGGCAAAACUUGUUGCUUCUGAUGAGAUGGAGCUUAACAUUGCUCAAAUUCUCGACAAGAUUGAGAGCUUCACACAGACUGUUUCUAACUUGCUAGAAUCAGGGAAGACAAUGCUCAAGGAACUCAGUAACCAGUUUGAAGAACGCUUGAUCAUGAUACACAAGGAACAUGUUGAGAAAUGGCAGGAGGAGAUCAAGGAGUUGCGUUUGCUUGAUGCAUCUAACGAGGAGACUGCUUCCCUGCUACACAACGCUCGCUAUCUGAUUCAGAAUCCUAGCAUUGAGCCUUGAGGUAACAAUCUAAGAACUGCUUCCCCAUGAAGUAAAUACACUAUUAGCCAUUACUAAGAACAUAUUAUCUUCUGUCCAAUGGUGUAAGGAGCCGUAUAUAUAUAUUACCUUAGAUCAACAUAUGGUUGAUUGGGGAAUUUAGAUUUGGACAAUUUGAAAACCAUUUGAUGUCUUGAAGGAAACUUUUGAUUAACAAUCUUAUCAUGAACCUUCUUAGAUAAUUUCUACAUAAAAUUUCUUCUUAUGCCAUGCAAAACCAGUAACUCUCCAAUCUCUUUGCAAGUCUUAAAAUGUUGUUUUCAGGUAAUCUUUUGACUCAAUUGCCCUCAAAUUAUCCUGCUUUAAGCAAAUUGUAUACAACCCUUUUUCUUCUGAUCCUAUGACUAGAUUAUGGGAAUCUUCUACUUAUUUAGCUGAGCUAUAAUUUGUUUUCUC
This is a messenger RNA of Thlaspi arvense, 2034 nucleotides long. Lineage: Eukaryota; Viridiplantae; Streptophyta; Magnoliopsida; Brassicales; Brassicaceae. The record is from the annotation of a GenBank genome assembly.